This is a messenger RNA of Parathielavia appendiculata, 1293 nucleotides long. RefSeq lists its product as uncharacterized. Bases 175 to 1293 code for a protein of 372 amino acids. The transcript has 4 exons. Lineage: Eukaryota; Fungi; Ascomycota; Sordariomycetes; Sordariales; Chaetomiaceae. The record is from RefSeq and is a predicted model, not a curated record.
GUCUGAGCAAUUGGAUGGUUCAAUCCUCAGGAUGUCAUCACCUUUCAGUUUGUGCAAGCAUGCAACGCUCAACAAGCACCGAGAAACUCGUAAUCCCAUCACAAUUCUUCACCAAUCUGGGUUGGCAUAUCGGAGGCGAGCCGCCUUGCCUCGCCCACCUACUCUUUCCACACAAUGGAGACAGUGUUUUGCGAAUGCAAAAAGUGCGGUGCGCCAAUUGGGCGAUUUGUUAAUCUCUGGACUCAAAUCGGCAAAAGUUACUUCAGCCCAGUGGUAGAACCAGAAGACGACUUGGCCAUCCAAUAUCAUGGUACAAUUAGAAUCGGGGAGCAAGGCACGUUGGUGGAAGGAUGCCAUUUACAAGACAUCAUCUGCCGCGGCUGUGCAGCUCUCCUGGGGCUCCGAUGCAUCCAAACUCCGGUGAACCAUGUUCUGGAUGAGAACCAACUUCUCCUAAGGCUUGCUUCCGUAGACCUGCUCGACGGCGACGGCCAAGAAAUCGAGUUCGCCAUCAAGCGAGUUCUCAGUGUCAACGAGCCUUCGAAGGUGAACAUCAGAAAGUGUCCGGAUUCAACUCGUGGAGCCAAUUUUGCUUCAGUCGCUUCUGCAGCAGAACUGGAGCAACUGCAAAUUGACCUGCACAUCCAAAGAGAAGACAUCAAGCGCAUCGAUAGCAAUGGCUUCAAAAUUGUCUCGGCUUUGGACAAGAGGGCAGCCCGCGUUGAGGGCGAAGUCACAACGCUGAAAGGCACAGUUCCCAGCAUUCAGCGUGAUAUUGGGAAUCUCCAGCAGGAGCUGGGGGGGAUAAAAACAGAGAUGGGACAGCUGAGAGAAUCUGGGGGAAAUGCAACUGCCAUUGCAAGACUCGAGGACCGGCUCACCUCGGUGACCAGCAAUCUUGGAGAAGUGGGACUCCAGCUCGCCGCGUUGAACACGCAGCUUCAGAAAGAUGUGAGCGAGCUCAAAUCCGAACUCAGUCGGCAGCGACAACAUAUGGAAGACUUGAGGUUGGAAAACAGGAGCAGCGUGGUUAUUGACGAUCAUACUCAAGAUCUUGCUGCCCUUCGCGCCGAGAUGGCGCAGCUGCGACGGCAGCUGGACGAGACUCGCUUCCAAAGCGUUGGGCGAGGCGAAACAGCAUUUCCUUCCAGGGAGCUUGACGUGCUCACAAGCAAUAUCGCCAAAAUUGGCAACCGGGCCAGCCUGGUCGAAACCUUACAGAUGGAGGCACGCGGAAACGAGCGGCAUCGCCAGGCGCUGGCCCUUCCCCCAAGAGGCCUGCCUCCUCACUAG